This is a messenger RNA of Micromonas pusilla CCMP1545, 978 nucleotides long. RefSeq lists its product as uncharacterized. The transcript has a single exon. NCBI's taxonomy places the organism in Eukaryota, Viridiplantae, Chlorophyta, Mamiellophyceae, Mamiellales, Mamiellaceae. The record is from RefSeq and is a predicted model, not a curated record. Gene Ontology annotation, molecular function: nucleic acid binding; zinc ion binding. Gene Ontology annotation, biological process: transcription elongation by RNA polymerase II; DNA-templated transcription. Bases 1 to 978 code for a protein of 325 amino acids. Gene Ontology annotation, cellular component: nucleus.
AUGACGGCGUCCGUCUCCGCCGCGGACGUCAACGAGGCGUACGCGUCGCUCGCGAAAGCGUCCGAGGACGCGGGCUCGAACACCGCGUCCGAGGACCGAUGCGUGGACGUCCUGAAGACCCUCGCCGCGAUGAAGGUCCCGGUGAAGCUGUUCGUGUCGGGGGAGGUGGGCGACGCCGCGAAGGCGAUCAAGAAGCUCGCGAAGAAGGGACCCACGGACGCGAUCAAGGCUGAGGCGAGCGCGUGCGUCGCCGCGUGGAAGAAGAUCAUGCUAGGCGCGGUGGAGGGCGGCGAGGACAAGGACAAGGAGGACGCUGACGCCGCCGCCGCGACGACGACGACGAAGAAGGAGGUGGAGGGCGGCGAGAGCGGCGGCGCGAAGAAGGAGGAGGAGGACGGCGACGGCGACGGCGAGAAGAAGGACGCGAGCGACGGCGAGACGAACCUGAAGAAGCUCCUCGAGCCGGCGCUCGGGGACCCCCUCCGCGAUCGCACCCGCGAGCUCCUUGCGGAGGCGAUCGCGCAGGCGAUCGGCGCGCCGGACGUCUACGCGUCCGUGGAGGACGUCGCGCAGACCGCCAUCGCGAUCGAGAACGCGAUGCACGCGCAGUGGAGCGACACGGGCAAGGAGUACAAAGCGAAGUUUCGGCAACUCUCGUUCAACCUGAAGGACCCGAAGAACCCGGACCUUCGACGGUCGGUCGCGGACGGGCUCAUCUCCCCCGCGGUGCUGCUGGAUCUCUCCCCGGAGGAGCUCGGGAGCGACGAGCGGCGGAACAGCAACGCGAAGAUUCGCGAGCACGCGACGAACGAGGCGGUGAGAGGGCAGAAAAAAGAGGCGUCCACCGACGCGUUCAAGUGCGGCAAGUGCAAGCAGCGGAAGUGCACGUAUUAUCAGUUGCAGACGCGGAGCGCGGACGAGCCGAUGACGACGUUCGUGACGUGCGUGAAUUGCGACAACCGGUGGAAGUUUUGUUGA